Messenger RNA from Megalobrama amblycephala (Wuchang bream), 1557 nucleotides. It is a transcript of the gene dipk2b, whose product is annotated as divergent protein kinase domain 2B. The transcript has 5 exons. The record is from RefSeq and is a predicted model, not a curated record. Bases 164 to 1420 code for a protein of 418 amino acids. Lineage: Eukaryota; Metazoa; Chordata; Actinopteri; Cypriniformes; Xenocyprididae.
GUCUAAGUAAAGAGUUUGGUGGGGAUAUAACAGAUACGGUUAACACUGAAGAGGUGCCAGUUGAUUGUUUAAUGUGCUGGUGUGCUCAUGUUAAGGCUGCAGGGGUUUUAACCAUACUGGGCUGCCACUAUGGUGCUGUGAUUCUGGGGUUUAUGAUAUAGUGAUGGCAGGGAUAUGGUCAGAGGUCUGGACGUUGUACCUCAUACUGGCUCUUGGUACUCCAGACCCCUCACCAGCACCCCAAGAGAAAUCCCGUGACUUCAGAAGGAUCCUCCUAGGUUUGGAUAAAUGCAAUGCCUGCAUUGGAACAUCCAUUUGCAAGAAGUUUUUCAAGGAUGAAAUAAGGUUUGAAAGAUGGCUGACGGCUCAGUCUAAUCUCUCCUCAGCAGAUGUGCGCUCAUAUGAGGGAAACUAUACAGACAGCACAGCGGGCUGGAGACCUGUGGUGCUGUCCCAAUUGAUGUCUCCUCACCUGCACGAGAUAUCAGACAAUAGCAUUUGCACCUCAGCAGGCAAAGGGAAAUCCUGCAGCAUUGAAGCCGUCCUCAGGGCCACUUCACGCUUCCAAAGUUGGGUUCGCUCCAACAUACUGCUUCCCAGCAUGGUGAAGGGUCUGGUCACCCCGAUGCUGCGCUGCCCAUCUCAGAGGUUGCUGGACCGCAUUGUGCGACGCUACUUCGAAGUGACUGAUGUGGGCAGCAUGCAGAUGAAGCACUUCAGUGAAAAGGACAAACUCAGACUUCUUUACACUCUGGCUGUUAAUCAACAACCCCUUAUACUGCAGAUGUUUCCAGGCACUGAGGGCUGGCCCUUCCUCCGCUACCACGGCUCCUGUGGAAGGAUGAUGGUGUGUGCAGGGAGCAGACCCCUCAGGAGCCUGUUUUCCUCUCCAUUAGAGCGCCGCGCAGACAUCGCCUACCAGCUCCUUCACAUCACCCAGAGCCUGAGCUCCAACAGCCUCCAGUUCAGCCUCUUUUACACCAGUGUCUCAGAGGACAUGUUUGGCACCUUGGAUGAUAGCAGGCUCUUCAUUGUGGAUGCCAGUACCAUAGGGAUCAUUGACUUGCAGGAAGGACAUCCUCCUGAUGAAGACUUGCUACCAGAACACCUUGAUGUCUUCUCCUGUCUGAGCGGAUCUUGUAUGAGACCACCCCCAUGUGAGACUGUCCGAGCCACACAGAGUUUCAUCUUAUUAUGCAAACAUGUCCUUAACAAACUGCUCAUCCCUAAUGAUGUGCAGUCAGGCCAGCUUCCCAGAGCAGCAGUCGAUGAGCUCGCCAUCUGCGCAGACCAAUCUCAGUCUGACCAAAGAAUAAUCACUGCCAUCCAAAGCUUAAAAAACAUUUUACAGACACUAAGGCCAUGCAGCGCUCUCUAUGGAUACAGGUAUCCUGAAUGCCUCUAUAGUGACAAGUUCUAGAUCACAGCUAUUGACAAAGGGUUAGUUCACCCCAAAAUUAAAAUUCUGUCAUUAAUCACUCACCCUCAUGUCAUUCCAAACCUGUAAGACUUUCGUUCAUCAUCAGAACACAAAUGAAGAUCUGUCCCUCCAUAGAC